Messenger RNA from Darwinula stevensoni, 861 nucleotides. The record is from the annotation of a GenBank genome assembly. NCBI's taxonomy places the organism in Eukaryota, Metazoa, Arthropoda, Ostracoda, Podocopida, Darwinulidae.
AUGGGCGCUGGCGUUUCUCUCCUUUGUUCGGCUCUGUUCGAAGCCAUCGCCGUAUCUUGGUUCUAUGGUCUCGAGAGAUUUUGCCGAGAUAUCAAGGAAAUGAUACACUUCAAGCCUCACAUAUAUUGGAGAAUAUGCUGGAAAAUCUGCAGCCCUCUUUUCAUUCUCUCGAUCGUGGUAUUUGGGAUAUUUUUUUCCGAGCCCCCGAAGUACCAAGAUUACGUCUAUCCGACAUGGGCUGUGAAUCUGGGCUGGGCUUUUGCUUCUUCGGCCAUCUGUAUGGUUCCCGUCAUGGCUGUCUUCAUUUUCAUCAAAGAACCCGGUCCCAUGUGGCAAAGACUGGCAGUGGCGAUAUCCCCGUCCUCGGAGCAUGCGAUAAUCAGAGAAACCGGGAUCGUGACGCGUUUCGACCGACGCCACUGGUUUCAGUUGUGACAACUCGAGGCCUUCCUAUCGUUAGACAACUCAUCAGGCUCAUCUAACAAUCAGUCAUCGCACGAAAACCUUUUCGAAAGGAAAUAGGAGGAGAACUGAGAGAAGUCCAGAGAAGGUAGUCGUUAUAGGAGAUGCAGAAAAAAGGAGAUGUCGAAGAGGAGCUCCCCCGCAAUCUUAUUUUUGCUUCUUCCUUAAAAUUAUAAAGGAUUCUUUCGUCCCUCCUCCGUUGGCAUAUGCGCUUCGUCCCUGGGAUCGGGGUUUGCCAAAACUUUUCCUCCCUCUCCAUUGACUGUUGCCAUCUGGAUUUUAUUUUUUCUACUCCUGUAUGUCAAGUUUGUAAAUCAUCAUCCCCGCAUCAUACUUCCAUGUUGUUUGUCAGAAGUACAAAGCAGCACGCCAGAUCCUUUACUCAGGAUUGGUGACUAC